Molecule: messenger RNA, 1799 nt
Organism: Dromiciops gliroides (monito del monte)
Lineage: Eukaryota; Metazoa; Chordata; Mammalia; Microbiotheria; Microbiotheriidae
Gene: CDK15
Product: cyclin dependent kinase 15
Exons: 14
Coding region: 10-1314 (434 amino acids)
Biological process (GO): protein phosphorylation
Cellular component (GO): nucleus; cytosol; cytoplasm
Molecular function (GO): ATP binding; cyclin binding; cyclin-dependent protein serine/threonine kinase activity
Source: RefSeq, a predicted model, not a curated record
UAAUCGGCUAUGGGGCAGGAGCUGUGUUCAAAUGCUCUCCACCCAGGAUGCAGCUGCUACCGCUCAGAGGGAAGAGAUGCUCACAGCUGCCGGAGGAGCCAGCCUAUGCCAGGAGAUUCUGCAUUAGAGCUAACAGACCUAAGAGAAGCAUCACGCUCCAUGACUUCACUGCAUCCCAAGGGAUCACAUGCAUCCCAGGCCCGGAAGUUUAGGAGUAAAAGGCCAAGGAGCAACAGCGAUUCUUUCCAAGAAAAAGACCUUGAACAAGGUUUUCCAUGGAGGAAGAACCUUCCUUUUGGAGCUGCCUCAUCAUACUUGAAUUUGGAAAAGCUAGGUGAAGGCACUUAUGCCACAGUCUACAAGGGAAUCAGCCGAAUAAAUGGUCAACUCGUGGCUUUAAAAGUCAUCAGCAUGAAUACAGAAGAAGGGGUACCUUUCACAGCCAUUCGAGAAGCCUCCCUCCUGAAGGGUUUGAAGCAUGCCAAUAUUGUGCUCCUGCAUGACAUUAUCCACACCAAAGAGACCCUGACUUUUGUUUUUGAAUACAUGCAUACUGACCUGGCCCAGUAUAUGUCUCAACAUCCAGGAGGUCUUCAUCCUCACAAUGUCAGGCUCUUCAUGUUUCAACUUUUGCGGGGCCUGGCUUAUAUCCACCAUCAACACAUUCUUCACCGGGAUCUGAAACCUCAGAACUUACUCAUCAGUUAUCUUGGAGAACUCAAAUUAGCUGAUUUUGGUCUUGCUCGGGCUAAGUCAAUCCCCAGUCAGACAUAUUCUUCGGAAGUGGUGACGCUGUGGUAUCGUCCUCCAGAUGCAUUGCUAGGAGCCACGGAAUACUCCUCUGAUUUGGAUAUCUGGGGAGCAGGCUGCAUAUUUAUUGAAAUGCUCCAGGGCCAGCCUUUAUUUCCUGGAGUUUCUGAUAUCAUUGAACAACUAGAGAAGAUCUGGGCGGUAUUGGGGGUCCCUACUGAGGAUACUUGGCCUGGAGUUUCCAAGCUGCCCAACUACAACCCAGAGUGGUUCCUGCUGAGUAAGCCCCAGAGCCUUCAGAUCAUCUGGAACAGGUUGGGCAGGAUACCAGGAGCUGAAGACCUGGCCUCUCAAAUGCUCAGAGGUUUCCCACGAGAUCGGGUCUCGGCCCAAGAAGCUCUUGCCCAUGAUUAUUUCAGUACACUACCAGCUGAGCUCUACCAGCUUCCAGAUGUGGAGUCUUUGUUUACAGUUCCAGGAGUGAGACUAAAACCAGAAAUCUGCAACCUCUUUGCACCCUACCAGAGAAGUCAUCACACAGCUCGAUUUGGCAAGUGUUGGUGAGAAGAGAGUAAAGAAGAAUUAUGAAUCCUCCCAGGUACUUCCAACAAAGUUGAAGAGGAUGCCUCUCACUGGGGUUACAGUUGUUGCAAAGAGAGAUUCCCCAGUGUCACAAAGGCUAUUUGGAGGGUCUCUGUAGGAACUUGUCUUCUUGGAGGUGUUCCCCCAUGCUACCCCCCAGAACCACCCUGUCUUUCAGAAGUGAUGAUGACGAUGACAAAAAUGCCGGUGUGGGGAGGCUUACUCUUAAGUGUUCAUUGCCCUUUGGGGCUGGGAUAUAUUUCUUGAAGUCUCAGGGGGCCUGGUAGAAGGGAUAUUUUCUUGGUGCCUACUGGAUUAUGCUAAAUCCCCCAAAGUCACAGCAGGCUGGGAUCUUCUUUGAAAACACACAAAUCCCAGCUUUCUUGAAGGCACAGUUCAGGUAUCACCUUCUACAGAUGAGCUCCCUAAUGCUAACCCUCUCCCCUGCCAAAUCACUUUAUAUUGAC